AAGCAUCGAUCUGCACCACCUCACUCUCGGUUCCAAUCCGUCCAUCCAUCCAUCACGGGGCCGCUUGGCGCUGGGCCACCACAGCCACCACAGCCACCACCGCCAUCGCUGCCAUCGCUGCCAUCCGAUCCACCCACCUACCUACUCGCCCGUCCUCCUACACACGCUUUCACGAGAACCACCCACCAUGGCGAUCAACCACCAAGAUGCUUCCAUCUUCGACGGUUCAGCAUCGCCGCAACCGCAGCCUCUCACGAAACGUGACGUUCGACGCAAUCGCAUCAUGGACAAGCUGUUUGCCAUGCAAGCAGGCUUCGCAGCCAACCAGAAUCAGCAUUAUCGCGCACAGUUGCAAGGUGUCCAGGUCGAUAUGACCUUGGUCCUACGCGCGGAUCCCUAUCGCAACGAUGGUCCACUAGAAGAUAGCCACGAGGGGAUCCGCGAGCUCGUAGAGCAGGUCAUGCAGUCCGAUAACCAAGGCCGGGGGGUUGCUCUUUUCGACGACGACAAUGUCAAGACCGACUUUUGGGCCACUGCUGGUAAGCGGUACGGCGAGUUUGCGCGCGAGGUCAAUGACUCGAUCGAACGGCGCGACGCUGACCUUACCAUGCUUCAUAACAAUUAUGAUGCUGCGCUGCAGGAGCUCGAUCGCUUGCACCAGCAACGCCUUCGCCAGGCCGAAGAAGAGCACCGCGAGCUCUCGAACACGAUUCGACAACGAUUAAUAGCCACUCUGAAUAAGAAACGCCAGCAACUGUUGCGAGACAAAGAUCAAAUAGACAUAUCAGACAGCAACGCUAUGCUGCUCCACCCGAACCACUUUAGCAUUGGCAAUAAUGUAGCAUCUCCGAGUCAGAAUGGGGUUGGAGUCGGCAAGCGAACGCGAUAUCUGAGACAUCACAGGGCAGCGAGUCCAGGACCAGCAGGUACUGAAGCCGAGAAUGGUAAGAGAAAGCGAAAGCUGGGUCAGGCCGAAGACGAUACUGGCAAUGAAUCGCCUAUACCAAAUUAUGGCGGCAGAAGUCCUUUUAAAGAGGCAAAGGGCACCCGAGAGUAUGCGCAGUUCGAAGCACCAGCAUACAGCUUAGAAAGACUGUUCACCGAAAAAGAGCUCGCACUUGCGACAGAUCUGGCGAAAAAGGCAACGUAUAAAUACUUUUACCAAAAAGAGCAGGAACCGUCAUCGAAUAGCAACGGAACUGCCGUUCCUUCAGUAGAUGGCGAAGUCGUGGAACCUGGAGACGCGCAAGGAGAUGAGGCCAUGGCAGGUGCGCAUGGGACGAACACCCCUCCACCGUCCGAGCCACCUGCGGCUGUCGGGAUGGAGCGUCAGGCGUCGCAUCAAGUGCUCACAAGGGGGGGAGCCAAGGCGAAUCCGUUGGCUGCCCUCUCUGACCUGGCCAAUGCUGCCGCUGCAGCUUCGAGUACAGAGCCUGUGAUCAGGCGGAAUCCAUUUACACCUGAACAGCCCAGCUUUCACGCCACAUCACGAGCUGAGAAAUCGGGUGCUCCAGCUCCCGCUCCGGUGAGCAACCUGGACAUGGAGAAUGACUUUCAAAUGAUGCAUGAUGCUGGUGCGGACUACCACACUGCAGACCCCGAUGGAGACGUGGAAAUGGACCACCAACUGGCAGCAGAUGAGGCCAAAGAUCUACGACGAAGGCUACUGGAUCAAGCUCUUGGCGUUGCCGGUGUACAAGCGCCAUAUCGUCUCCCACAACUAGAACCUGGGCCUGGUGCUCUGAUUGGAAGAGGUGUCGAUCGAGAGCCACGUACAGGAUUCGCUCCCGUGCAACCUGUUGUGGUACGCAUCGAGUCCAGACUCAAGACGACGAACCCUUCGACAGAUAUCACAAACGGUGCCUCUGGAGGCUCCAUGGCUGCCGCACUGAGUGGGAGGCUUGGCGCCGAGCCCAUGAGUCGGACUACGAGUGCAGGGGGUACCAGUGAACUUGGCGAGCCUUCCACGUCAAGAGGACGAGGGGGGCGAGGGAGGCUUGUCUGAUGCUGUGGAGUGGAUGUACUGCUUCAAGCGUGGCGUUCAAGCAGUCGUUGGAUUAUGGCAUCGCUGCAGUGCUAUGUUAUUACACUUUACCAGCGGCAAAAGUAAGAUCCCACGGGGCCAGGAAAGACAAUGUAAUACUUAAUAUGCCUUUCUUCUUAUCAACCAACAACUCGGACUCUUUCUUGGAUGUGCAGAGAGCUCCCGUAUUAGUGAGGUACAUAAAAGGGGACAGGCAAGGGUACAUACAUGUACAUACACGACUGAGUGGUUCAAUGUGAGCUGAUGAUAAUGAUAUCUACCUACUACCUAGGUAGGUAAGGUACUUGUACAUGUACCGCUCUGGGCGACGUAUGUACAUGGGGGAGGGAAGAGAAGAGAAGGGAAGGGAAGAGAGGGGAGGGAAGAGAAGAGAAGGGGAGGGGGUAUGCGUAUACUCCAUCCGAUCUGUACAAACGGCCAACCAUGCAGUGUUGCCAUGCACGCACGCCGUAUCGAUGCAAUAAUAGGGUAUGGUAUGGUAUGCCCCC
This is a messenger RNA of Sphaerulina musiva SO2202, 2532 nucleotides long. RefSeq lists its product as uncharacterized. Gene Ontology annotation, cellular component: Sin3-type complex. Lineage: Eukaryota; Fungi; Ascomycota; Dothideomycetes; Mycosphaerellales; Mycosphaerellaceae. The record is from RefSeq and is a predicted model, not a curated record. Gene Ontology annotation, biological process: negative regulation of transcription by RNA polymerase II. The transcript has 2 exons. Gene Ontology annotation, molecular function: histone deacetylase binding. Bases 188 to 2005 code for a protein of 605 amino acids.